Messenger RNA from Diuraphis noxia (Russian wheat aphid), 2189 nucleotides. RefSeq names its product acetyl-coenzyme A transporter 1-like. Gene Ontology annotation, cellular component: membrane. Gene Ontology annotation, biological process: acetyl-CoA transmembrane transport. Gene Ontology annotation, molecular function: acetyl-CoA transmembrane transporter activity. Lineage: Eukaryota; Metazoa; Arthropoda; Insecta; Hemiptera; Aphididae. The record is from RefSeq and is a predicted model, not a curated record.
AUUCAUAUCAUAUUCUGUGUAGUCACCGUGUCUUGUUAGAAAUUUAAAUGUUUAUUUAAUAUCACAGAUUAAAAUGAUUAAAUAAAAUUUUAUACGUUUUAAUUAAUCUGUCAUAUUUUAUUUAAUGAAUUCAUAAAUUAUGAGUGUAUGACUCGAUUGACUCGUGCAGUCGUGCUCUAAAUCUUGUUGACUAGUUAUUUUGUUAUUGUUAGUUAAGAGUUUGUAGUAAAUUUUUAUGUAAUACUUAAUUAAUUCACCAAUAUUGUUGUUCUCUUGGUAUAUGGUUACUACUAACUACCUAUUUAUUAUGUUAUUACUUACUAUCCAUGAAAAGUCGUAUUAAUUCAGAAUGUUAUAUUGUUAUGUAACAUUUAAAUCCAAAUUAUCUGCUUUCGUGAUUGGUUGAAAGUUGAAUUUAAUAUUGAAUAGCUAUUCGUAACUGAAUAUGUUAACAACACAAAAACCUAAGUAUGAACUGGAAAGGACUGAAUUAACUGACAAGUCAGUUUUAAUCAAACCAAAUUUGAAAGGUGAUUGGUUAAACUUUUUCAUGUUACUUUUACUUUAUACUAUGCAAGGCUUGCCAUUGGGCUUAUCUUCAGCCAUACCCAUACUUUUACAAAGCAAAAAAGAUACAUCAUACCAAGAUCAAGCUUUGUUUAGUUUAGUAAUAUGGCCAUUUAGUUUGAAACUCUUAUGGGCGCCGUUAUUGGAUUCAUUAUAUAUGCAGAAAAUCGGAAAGCGAAAGUCUUGGCUCAUUCCUGUUCAAUAUUUAAUUGGAACAAUAUUACUUUAUAUGGGUAACAGCAUUGAUAUCUUAUUACCAGAAAAAGGAAAACCAAACGUUAAAGUACUGGUAUAUCUCUUCUUUAUUACAAACUUCUUAUCUGCUACUCAAGAUAUAGCUGUUGAUGGUUGGGCUUUGACAAUGCUGAAAAAGAAUAAUGUAGGCUAUGCAUCUACUUGCAAUACAUCUGGUCAAAUAAUAGGCGUGAUGAUUGGUUCUGUAUUUGCCAUUUUAUUUACAUCUGAAGACUUUAGCAAUAAAUAUUUACGAAUUACAACUGGUGUAGAAGGGAUUGUGUCUAUGAAAACCUUGUUAUACAUUUGGGGUAUUCUAUAUAUAUUGAUAACAACAUUGAUUGCUAUAUUCAAAAACGAAAAAGAUAAUACACUAGAAKAUGGCUAUGUAAAACUAAAUAUCUCUAAGACCUAUUCACUUUUAUGGGAUAUUAUGAAGCUUCCUAGUAUACGAAUAUUGGCAAUAGCCUUAUUGACAGCAAGGAUUGGAUUUGCUGCAACAGACAGUAUAUCAACUUUAAAACUUAUUGAUGCUGGUAUAUCAAAAGAUGACAUUAUGGUUAUUAACACUGCAAUGUAUGUUGUAAAAAUGAUUUUACCAUUAAUCAUAGCAAAGUACACUUCAGGACCAAAACCAUUAAGCUUAUACCUAAAAGUGACUCCUAUCAGAUUACUUUGGAACAUUGUAUUUAUUGCAUUAAUAUACUAUACACCUACAAUUAUAAAUAUUAAUGGGGUGGUAAAUAUUCCGAUAUAUUACUAUGCAAUCUUAAUUUUUAUAUUAUCAAUACAAGAAGUCCUUUCAUACAUGAUGUUUGUAGCUAUAUUAGCCUUUUUUUCUCGGAUAAGUGAUCCUCGUUUUGGUGGUACUUACAUGACAUUGUUGAAUACACUUUCAAAUUUAGGAUUUGUAUGGUCAUCUACUGUAGCACUUCAAUUAGUUGAUUUGCUUACAUCAAAAGAAUGUUCCUGUGAUUCCAUGAAUAAUUGUUCUACAAUAGAUCUUCAAAAUGUUUGUAAAGCUAAAGAAGGAAAUUGUAUUGUUUCAAUUAAUGGAUAUUACAUUGAAGUUAUUCCAUGUACAAUCAUUGGAAUUGCUUGGUAUAUUUAUUUUAGAAAUAUCUUAAAAAAUCUUCAAAUUAAAAGUCCUUCUCAUUGGUUGGUAAAUGUGAAAAAACCAGUAACAGAAAAUAUUGAAGAAUCAUUCCCUUUGACUGUAACAGGGUAAUGUUAUUAUGUAUUUAAUUAUCCAUUCAAAUGAAUAACCUAACUUAACUAUUGCAUAUAACAACAUUAUACAUGUUACAACCAUCUGAUUUUACUAGUACCACUGAUAUUAGAGAUAUUAAUAUAAUUUUGGUAAGUUUAUGUUUAAUUUUAUCAUAAAU